This is a messenger RNA of Harmonia axyridis, 1419 nucleotides long. Its product is annotated as tRNA (cytosine(72)-C(5))-methyltransferase NSUN6. The transcript has 7 exons. Lineage: Eukaryota; Metazoa; Arthropoda; Insecta; Coleoptera; Coccinellidae. Gene Ontology annotation, molecular function: methyltransferase activity; RNA binding. The coding region runs from base 47 to 1372 and encodes 441 amino acids. The record is from RefSeq and is a predicted model, not a curated record. Gene Ontology annotation, biological process: RNA methylation.
ACGUUUUUCUUCGAAAUGAGAAGUUGUCAAUGAGUAAUAGAAGAAUAUGUUGUACCCAGACUCCCCAUUUACUGAAAAACUUGAUACAAAGUUGGUGUACGAAAUAGAAAAUGAUUCAUCACAUUCGUCAUCUGUUGAUUUGGAUUCAAAAUUUAAGGAAACUUUCAAAUGGCUCUGCACAAUUCCAAAAAUGUCUUCCUUUCGAGUAAACAAGCUGAAAUCUUCGAAAGAAACAAUUUUAGAAUCCCUUAAGCUGCAUUUGAUUUCGGUCCCAAAGAAAUCAAACAUCUGUUGCAAUAUUUCAGAUGAAUUAGAUGAUACUCUGAUUAUCCAUUUCACAUCAAAUAAACUGUCAAAUAGUUAUGUUAAGGAAGUAAUAAUCGAUACUGACUGUGGGGCAGCAGUCCUUAGAGGUGCUCAUAUUUUUGCACCCGGUGUAUUGGGAAUGAUGAGCAAUUGUCAAAAGGGUGACCUAGUAAGCAUUCAUAUAGAUCUCAUGAAAACAUGUAAAAAAGGAUUACAGAAAGAAUUUACUGGAUUGAAAUUGCACAUAGGGAAUGGGGUUGUACAAAUGCCAAGAUCACAACUUUAUGGAGCAGAUUUGAAUCCAAGAGGAAUUGCUGUGGAGGUAUCAGAAACCAUAUCUGGAUGUCCGCAAAUAUCUGAUGACCUUUUUCCUCCAGGAACUGUACUUCUUCAAAAUUUACCUUCUGUUAUAUGUGUCCAUACCCUUGAUCCUCAGCCAAAUGAAGUUAUCUUGGACAUGUGUGCAGCACCAGGUCACAAAACUACCCAUAUUGCAGCACUCAUGAAAAAUCAGGGAACACUAAUAGCUAUUGAUAAAACACCAGGCAAAAUAAAAAAUCUUGAAAGACAUUGCUCAGUUUUCGAUGCGAAAGUUCAAAUCUUCCUAGCUGAUUCCACAAAAAUAUUCUGUUCCACAUCACUGAAUAGAUAUUCAGAAGGUCCGCCUUUUGCAGCAGAGUCUUUUGAUAGAAUAUUACUGGAUGCCCCAUGCAGUGCUCUUGGAAAACGACCACAGUUCAGAAAUAAUAUCACCAAUAAAGUGCUGAAGUCAUAUGUGGCUUUACAGAAAAAAUUAUUUUCCACAGCGGUAAACCUCCUGAAACUGAACGGUGUUUUGGUUUACAGUACUUGUACAAUAACACUGGGCGAAAAUGAGGGCAUUGUAGCUUGGGCACUGAAUAAAUUUGAUUUGGAGUUGGUAAAAUCGAAAGCUCAUCUUGGUUCUCCAGGAUUACAAGGAAGUUCUUUGAAGGCGGAAGAACUGCAUUUGAUCCAAAGAUUUGGACCUGAUACGGGAAUUGACUCCAUAGGGUUUUUUAUUGCUUGUUUUAGAAAGAAACGAUGAUUAGGAGUAAGCAUGUAUAAAUUUCAAUAAAAAAUCCAAAUAUUUUC